This is a messenger RNA of Pelobates cultripes (western spadefoot toad), 444 nucleotides long. The record is from the annotation of a GenBank genome assembly. NCBI's taxonomy places the organism in Eukaryota, Metazoa, Chordata, Amphibia, Anura, Pelobatidae.
AUGCACAAAAAAGGCUCACACACUCAGGCAGGUGGACAAUUCCCAGCGGACUCCCUUGCAGCCAUAGUUAUGGUUAUCCCCAAAGAAGGCAAAGAUCCAGCCAACUGCUCCAGCUUCCGAUCGAUCUCGUUGCCUUGUCUCAGAGGAUCUCUCAGAUCCUGCUGGGCCUCAUACACCCUGACCAAGUUGGGUUUAUCCCAGGCAGGGAAGCAAAGGACGAUACCAUACAUAACAUCAUCCACGCCGCAAGGACCUCGGAGCGGGAAACUGCGCUCUUCUCGACGGACGCCGAAAAGGGCAUUUGACCCAGUAGAUUGGGCGUACGUGGGAGAAACGCUGCAGCAUAUGGGCUUCGGACCUCAUUUGCGCUCCUGGGUCUCAGCAUUAUAUACAAUACCGACAGCACGGAUCCACAUCAAAGGGUCCCUGACAAAACCUUUUCCC